CGGGGGCACUGACUGCCGGGCACUGACUCAGACCCGGGGACACCCGCUGCAGCCGUCAUGCCCAGAUUAAAGGGCAAGUCUAGCAAAGGCAAGAAGGGCAAAAGGAAGAAGAUUGGGAAAAAUGAAUCUCGUACGGACCGUGAGUCUGAGGCAGAAAGAGCUAAAGCUAAUGCAUCACUGUGGGAAGCGCGGCUAAAAGUCACCGAAUUGUCACGCACAGAGUAUCGCGAGGCGGCCCGCGGUCUCGCCGAGAACAAUGAGGAGCUGACAAAGCAUCAGUACCAGCUAGAGAGGGACUUGCUCCAUGUGAUUGGCUUCCUCAAGAAACAGGAAACCGAGAAGGAUGACAUGAUUGACAAAUUACAGCACCAGCUGAUAACACAGAAGGAAUCUGCACAGGAGGAGAAGCAGCUGUUGGUGGAAACUUAUGGCCAGAGAAUUGCAGAUCUGGAGAACAAAUAUUGUGAGAAAGUAAAGGAAAUGCAGCUUCUUCAGUCGGAGUUCAGAAUGAUCAAAGAAUUUCGUAGACGGAAAAUGGAAUUGGAGAAAGAACUUGACGAAGUGAAAGAGAAUUUGCGCCGAACCAACAAGGAACACACAGAUGCUCUGAGCAGUGCUGAGCGACGCUUCCUAGAGGAGAAGCAACGUCUGGAAAAAGAAGCAGAGAAGAAGAUUAUGAUGUUGGCACAAAGAGCACACAAUGAGGCAGUAAUGCAACUGGAUGAGGUCGGGAGAUCUGUUUUCAAGGAGAAUGUGCGUCUCAAGGAGGCUUUUUCAUAUCAUCUGAGUGAAAUGGAUGAGUUGAAGAAGGAGAAAAAGCAUCUGAUGGAUGGAAAUUCUGAGCUGUUGCAGGAAAAGGAAACCAAUCAGAUGUUAGUACAAGAGAAGGUACUUCAGACGGCUCAGAAGAAAACGCAGGUCCAGGAGCUUCAGCAGAAGGUCAGAAGCCUGGAGUCUGCUCUAGAACAAGUGACUCUAGAACUGGAGAACCAGGUGACAAGACAGCAGCAAACACAAGAGCAUUCUGGGCAGGUGCAGAAACUACACAAGAUGCUGGAGAUAAAGGAUCGAGAGAUUAACAGGGUCAAAAAGCUGGCUCGGAAUAUUGUUGAGGAACGGACAGAGCUAGAAUAUUUCUUCUUAGAGGCCCUUGCACAGGUGAAGCAGGAGAUUGUCGCCAGCAGGAACCAUUAUAGGCACAUGGCACACGAAGCGUAUCUAGGAAAGAUGAUGAUCGCAACCUCAGGAGCAGAACCAUAUCCCAAGAUCAGAACCUUCCAUAACAAAGAGCACAGCACCAAUGAUGUACACCAGGACCUAGCAGAGGCCGAGAAAUGGUAA
Messenger RNA from Bombina bombina (fire-bellied toad), 1341 nucleotides. RefSeq names its product basal body orientation factor 1 (gene BBOF1). The record is from RefSeq and is a predicted model, not a curated record. The transcript has 8 exons. Lineage: Eukaryota; Metazoa; Chordata; Amphibia; Anura; Bombinatoridae. The coding region runs from base 58 to 1341 and encodes 427 amino acids.